AUGGGCGAUCCUUAUUUGCAAACUCGUUACGAUCGCUUGAGGUUGAUUAUGUUUCCCGAGUUAUGUGAUGAUCUUGAACCAAAUGAGGAGAUGCUCAGUGGUCGUACUUCGAUUGUUCAGCAACUAAUUGAUCCUACAAGAUUGCUGAAAACUGCAAUAGUGGAAUUAAUUAGUCUCCAGGAUGAAUCAGAAUUGACAACUAAAGCUAUUCCAGAACUUAUCAAAUUACUUGGUGAUCGAGAUGAGAUGGUAGUACUUCGUGCAGCUCAUAUGGUGCAUUUGUUAUCAAAAGAAAGUAAAUCUGGUACUGCAAUAGCCAACAAUCCAACUCUGAUUGCAGCACUGUGCUCUGCGAUUAGAUUUGACAAUGAGUCGAUUAGACGCGACACAUUGGCGGCAUUGUCGCAUAUAUCUGAAUAUGAACAAGGAAGGAUGCAUUUAUUUCGCUCAGGUGGUAUUCCUGAAUUAGUGAAAAUGCUUUCUGUUUCUAUUAAUGCUGUACGUCACUAUGCAAUAACGACAUUACACAAUCUAUUACUUUAUAUGGAUUCUGCUAAACAGGAAACACGAAACUUUGGUGGACUUGAGGCCAUGACUCCUCUUUUACAUGAGCAUAAUCCGAAGUUUUUGGCGCUGCUUGCUGAUUCUUUGUACCUGAUAAUGUUAGAUCAUGCGCAAAGCAAGCUGUCCUUCCUAUCAAUGAAUGGUCCAGCGUCACUUAUAUCGCUUCUUGACUCAUAUCGCCAAUAUCCAAAGCUCGUUUAUACAAUCGUUCGAUGCAUUCGUGCAAUUUCAGUUUGUCCUCAGAAUGAAAACGUUUUAAUAUCUCUUGGAGCGCUGCAGUUAUUGGGUGAUUUUAUUGAUGAUGUAGAAGAAAGGACGCAGAUAGCUGUUCUUUGUGCAAUUAGAAAUUUAUCAGAUGCUGCAACAAAUGAGACCAACAUAGCGCCUUUAAUUAUCAGGCUGUUAAAUGUAAUUGCUAUGGGCGAUGAAUCUUUAGCUGCUUGUGCUACUGGCAUAUUAUCGAAUCUUACGUGUAAUAAUGUUCGUAAUAAACAGACUGUUUGUGUGAAUAGAGGAAUGGAUAUUUUAUGUUCAGCACUGGAUAGGUUCACGAAGAUUGAAGAAAUAACUGAACCAACGUUAUGUGCAUUGCGGCAUUGCACGGCGCGACAUCCUUUAGCAUCACAAGCGCAAAGUGAUAUACGCUUAUCACAAAAUCUCCCUGUUAUUUUGGAUCUUCUUUCAACAAUGCGAGCACCUAUUGUAAAAGCUGCACUUGGGCUUAUCCGUAAUCUUGCUUUAUUACCUGCAAAUUUUUAUUCUCUUAAUCAUGAAACCACUUCAAAGGGAGAUUCAGUCGUGACUUUAGCAAUGGAUGUACUUGGUAGAGCAGGAGCUCAGUUGCGUCAAGAUCCUGAAGCAGCAGCUGAUGGAGUUGCAAUGCGUGAACUUGUAGAAGGUGCUGUAUCAGCUUUGCAUCAAUUGGCUAACGAUCCAAGUAUUGCUAAUAUUAUGCUACGCGAUCAUCCUUUCAUUGAAAUGUUAAUCAAGUUGCUGUCAUCUGAACAUGUUUAUGCGAAUGAUGAUGAACUGUUACAACGAGAAUUACUUGGAUUAAUUUAUCAGUUAUCUAAAAGUGUAGAGGGAUCUCAUCAGCUUGACAUUCAUGGAUCAACGCCAUUUCUUCUUGAUGCGUUGCAUUCUAAAAAUAAAGCAGUUGCUACUUAUGCAUCGGUAAUAUUGAAAAAUCUGCAACGAGAUAAACCAGUUAUGUAUCGUGAAGAAUUAGAAACUGAAAUCGAAAGUGCGAUAAAUGAGGGUGAUGAAUGGAUGCAUGAUGGAUUAGAGCCCGAACUUUUUGCAGAAAUGUAUCAGGAGUCAGGAGUUGACCGACUUGAUCAUCAUUCACCAUGGCAGCCGCCACCAUAUCAGACUAAUGGACAGAAUCCUUCUUGGUUCGAUACCGAUCUCUAA
Molecule: messenger RNA, 1977 nt
Organism: Dracunculus medinensis (Guinea worm)
Lineage: Eukaryota; Metazoa; Nematoda; Chromadorea; Rhabditida; Dracunculidae
Source: the annotation of a GenBank genome assembly